GAGCGCGUGCUGCUGGGAGUUGUUUGGAGGUCGGCGGCACGGGGCUGAAGGCCUGCAGGCAGAGCGAUCAUGUCGCACAAACAAAUUUACUAUUCGGACAAAUACGAUGACGAGGAGUUCGAGUACCGGCACGUCAUGUUGCCCAAGGACAUAGCCAAGCUGGUCCCUAAAACCCAUCUGAUGUCUGAAUCUGAAUGGAGGAAUCUUGGUGUUCAGCAGAGUCAGGGAUGGGUCCAUUAUAUGAUCCAUGAACCAGAACCUCAUAUCUUGCUGUUCCGGCGACCACUACCCAAGAAGCCAAAGAAAUGAAGCUGGCAAGCUCCUUUUCAGCCUCAAGCUUUACACAGCUGUCCUUACUUUCUAAUAUCUUUCUGAUAAUAUUAUGUUGCUUUCUUGUUUCUCACUUUGAUAUUUAAAGGAUGUUCAGUACACUGUUUGAAUGUACUGGUAACUGCUUUGCUUUUUGAGCAGAGCUGACACCACAAUAGUCCAGCCAGAUGAGUUCUCUGUGGGUCACAGCCUCAGCUGAGUGUGACCCCAGGAGCCACAGUGAGCUCUGUAUCCAGCAGAACACACUUGGCAGAUGGAGGAAGCAUCUGAGAAUAAGACCAUGGCUGUUAAAGGAUUAUGUAAACUUGCUGUUUUGUUUUUUCCUGCUGGGUGUUGUAUGUAUGGUGACUUGUAGAU
Molecule: messenger RNA, 687 nt
Organism: Cynocephalus volans (Philippine flying lemur)
Lineage: Eukaryota; Metazoa; Chordata; Mammalia; Dermoptera; Cynocephalidae
Gene: CKS1B
Product: CDC28 protein kinase regulatory subunit 1B
Exons: 3
Coding region: 70-309 (79 amino acids)
Biological process (GO): regulation of mitotic cell cycle
Cellular component (GO): cyclin-dependent protein kinase holoenzyme complex; SCF ubiquitin ligase complex
Molecular function (GO): histone binding; ubiquitin binding; cyclin-dependent protein serine/threonine kinase activator activity
Source: RefSeq, a predicted model, not a curated record